AUGCAGCUUAUUUUUACAAAGAAAUCUAAAGUAUAUGCUAAAAUGGGACUAGUUAUGGUAGCAACUGUUUUUCUGUGCAUAUUAUCAUGGAAGGUUGUUUCGAGGUAUAGACAAAAAAAUUCACCAAAAUUUAAUUUAGACUCUAGCACUAUAAACAACUUACAAAGAACUGAUUUGGAAAAGCAGAACUCCUUAUGUCUUUCUAAUGAUGGCACAGAUGGAUUAAAUAUAAAGAAUUCUCCCUGCACCAGUACAUUAGAGACCACAGACCAGAACACUACUAAUGUUAUAGAGAAUCGGCCAGGCAAAAGCACUUCUGAUAGUAAUUUAAAAGAUAUCCCGGUUCCAACAAAAAUGGAUUCCCCAGAGCAAAUAAGCAAUGCCUCAGGAAACACGGAAAAUUUUUUGAGUGAACAGAUAGUAUUUGAUGAUUUAGAGUGCUUUAAUUUAUUGGAUGAUAAUAUGGAUUUUGAUGUGCCAGAGCUAUCUGUUAUUCGUAAAAAGCUAGACGACUCUACUAAAUCCUUGGAGUUAAGUGGUGGGUAUAUAAAAACAGCGACUGAACUUUUAACUGACAUAAAAAGCAGCAAAGAAGAUAAAUAA
Messenger RNA from Nematocida parisii ERTm1, 603 nucleotides. RefSeq lists its product as uncharacterized. The transcript has a single exon. Bases 1 to 603 code for a protein of 200 amino acids. The record is from RefSeq and is a predicted model, not a curated record. Lineage: Eukaryota; Fungi; Microsporidia.